UUCUUUGGAUACUCAAACUUUCAAUUCCCAUAUUUUUUGCUUGUUUCAAAGUCUCUCCACAAAUUAAUGAGGCACCAGAGACUUUGAAAAAUAAAACCUCUUCGUCCGUUUACUCCAUUUCCAUACAAGGCAUGUUCUAAUUGGCUUGUUGAGUUGAAUAUAAAUAUUGCACAAAAUAACUUGUACAUUCCAACAACUCCAUGGACAGCCCUUACUGCCUAGUUAUUCUUGCAUUCUUUUGCUUUAUUCUUGUAAAAGCUCAAUCAUUUGAUUUUGUUUACAAUGGAUUCAAUAACUCAGAUAUCAUCACAGAUGGAGGUGCAUUUAUCAAUCCUAGUGGAGCACUUAAGCUCACUAAUAGAACAUAUCAUGUCAUAGGUCAUGCUUUCCACCCCAAUCAUAUACCUAUUAAAAGCUCCACUAGUGCUAAAAAUGCUUCUUCAUUUAGUACAUACUUCGUCUUCGCCAUUGUCCCUCUUGCGGAAACUUCUGGUGGCUUUGGCUUUGCUUUCACCUUAUCUCCAAACCGGGGUUUUCCGGGUGCUCAGAGCAAUCACUUCCUUGGAGUCUUCAACUCGAUGAACAACGGCAAGGAUACUAACCACAUCUUUAUGGUUGAAUUUGACACUGUGAAUGGUCGCAAUGAAGGUGUGGACGCAGACGGAAAUCACAUUGGGAUCAAUAUCAAUCGUGUGGAGUCUAUCGCAUCACAAUCAGCCGAUUACUAUAUUAAUAACACUGAUAUUACAGAGCAGGUAUAUCUACAAAAAGGAGAAUCAAUUCAGGCUUGGAUUGAUUAUGAUGGAGUGAACAAAGUGGUAAAUGUAACUGUAUCUCCCAUGUUAGUUUCAAAACCAAUUAAACCUCUGAUCACUCAUAAAAUAGAUUUGUCCCCUGUGUUGACGGAAAAUAUGUAUGCUGGUUUCUCAGCAGCCACGGGAGAUAAAGCAAGCUCUCAUUAUAUCUUGGGUUGGAGUUUUCGGUUGAAUGGAACUGCUGAUCCUUUAAAUCUUGCUAAGCUACCCACUGCCCCACCUGAAGAGCCAACAUCCUCCAAGAAUUCCCAUCUCAAAAGGGCCUUGAUUGCAUCAUUUUCCUCUGUGAUUAUCCUUCUCGUUGGGGCAUUUUAUAUCUAUAGAAGGAUUAGGCAACAUGAAGUUCUAGAGGACUGGGAGCUGGAUUGUCCUCACAGAUUUCGAUAUAGAGAUCUUUACAACGCAACCAGGGGAUUCAAGGACAGCGAGCUGAUUGGAGUUGGAGGAUUUGGUACUGUUUACAAGGGUGUUUUGCCUACUAACGGAGCCGAGGUUGCAGUGAAGAAGAUAUCAAGCAAUUCUCUUCAAGGAAUGAGAGAAUUUGUAGCUGAGAUCGAAAGCUUAGGCAGGCUAAGGCACAAACACUUGGUCAACCUUCAAGGCUGGUGCAAGACCAAGAAUGAUCUUCUCCUAGUGUAUGACUAUGUCCCAAAUGGGAGUCUUGAUUCAUUACUUUACAGACAGAAAAGGGACAUUGUUCUAACAUGGGAUCAAAGAUUUAACAUCAUUAAAGGGAUUGCUGCAGGGCUUCUUUACUUGCAUGAAGAAUGGGAUCAAGUGGUAAUACAUCGUGAUGUGAAGAGCAGCAACGUCCUAAUUGACGGUGAAUUGAAUGGCCAGUUAGGGGAUUUUGGACUAGCAAGAUUAUACGACCAUGGCAAAAAUUCACACACUACUAAUGUUGUUGGAACAAUAGGGUACAUAGCACCAGAAUUGACACGUACAGGGAAGGCUUCAACGAGCACGGAUGUGUAUGCAUAUGGUGUACUACUUCUUGAAGUAGCUAGUGGAAGACCGCCUAUUAUCUAUGAAUCAGGGAAAGGAGCUUUAGUACUAGCUGAUUGGGUGAUAGAAUGUUUACAACUAGGUAAUAUUAUUGAUGCAGUUGAUCCUAGGUUGAAUUCAGUCUAUGCAGAUAAAGAGGUUCAAAUGGUUUUGGGGCUGGGGCUUGUUUGCUCUCACUCAAGACCAGAAGCUAGGCCAACUAUGAAACAAGUAAUGAAGUACCUCAAUGGAGAUGAAUCACUUCCAGUUUUUGAGCAGAGCUCUAAUGGAUCUGAUAGAGUUGAUGAAAUCACAUCCAAGUUCUUGGAAGUGUUUACUACUGAUACAAUCAAUAUAUCACGCCGCUCGCUAUCCAUUGGGCAGAUAUCAUCUAGUUCGUUAAACGCUGGUAGAUAAAAGUUCUGUAUAAAGGACAUACGCUCUUCUUUUGUUUUGUUCGAUCAAAGCGAUUGCAGCGAAGAAUUGAUCUGAGUGAAGUAGCUUCUAUUUACCCAAAAUCCUCUUUUUCUUUCUCAUAAUUCUGCAAUUUAGAUAGGACUUCUAUUUCUGGACACAUUCAACUUUCACAGGCUAACAAGGAAGAGGAACAUAUCCCACUUAUCACAUUCUAUAUUUUUGUUUAAUUACAAACUCUUUUUACAGGAAUUCUUAAAUGGCUUAAAGAUAUAGAUUCUAAA
Messenger RNA from Capsicum annuum, 2497 nucleotides. Its product is annotated as lectin-domain containing receptor kinase VI.3. Bases 201 to 2216 code for a protein of 671 amino acids. Lineage: Eukaryota; Viridiplantae; Streptophyta; Magnoliopsida; Solanales; Solanaceae. Gene Ontology annotation, cellular component: plasma membrane. Gene Ontology annotation, biological process: protein phosphorylation. The transcript has a single exon. Gene Ontology annotation, molecular function: carbohydrate binding; ATP binding; protein kinase activity. The record is from RefSeq and is a predicted model, not a curated record.